Messenger RNA from Carica papaya (papaya), 616 nucleotides. Its product is annotated as Preprotein translocase Sec, Sec61-beta subunit protein. The record is from RefSeq and is a predicted model, not a curated record. NCBI's taxonomy places the organism in Eukaryota, Viridiplantae, Streptophyta, Magnoliopsida, Brassicales, Caricaceae. Gene Ontology annotation, cellular component: Sec61 translocon complex. Gene Ontology annotation, biological process: intracellular protein transport.
UUGACCAUAUUCGAUCCGAUCCGCCGUAUUCUGACGACGUUGGACGCGAUCUAGACAUUUUUUUCGUUGUCUGCCUCAGGUUCUUGCCAGAUCUAUUGACCCGACCCCUCCGCUGUCAACUUAAGCAAAAGAAAAAAAAAAUGGUUUUGAGCGGAGGUCCCCCAAGAGGAAGUGCAGCUGCUGCUGCAAGCUUGCGUAGAAGGAGGACAACCAGUGGCGGGGCAUCGGGAGGAGCAGCUGGGACAAUGCUUCAGUUCUACACAGAUGACGCCCCGGGACUCAAAAUCUCUCCAAAUGUUGUACUUGUCAUGAGUAUUGGUUUCAUUGCUUUUGUUGCCAUACUUCAUGUCAUGGGUAAACUAUACUUUGUUCGCAGAGAGGCUUGAAGGCCUGAAGGAUAGGAAGAACAUCUCCAUUGUCAUGAGUUUUUUUAGUUUCUUACCGAAAGGAGACUUUUGGUUCGGUUUUACCUCCAUUUUUACAUUUAGAACUUUCUUCUUACAGUGCUUAACCGCAUAUGAAGCCUAUAUUUUACAUUGACUUGCAUUUUUCUCCAGUCGGAUGGUUGUUAAUCUAUUGCUUUCAUUUUUAUUUAAAGAUAUUUUUGCUAGCGAAA